Saccostrea cuccullata (small rock oyster) is the source of this 856-nucleotide messenger RNA. RefSeq lists its product as uncharacterized. Gene Ontology annotation, molecular function: ubiquitin protein ligase activity. The transcript has a single exon. The record is from RefSeq and is a predicted model, not a curated record. The annotation marks the transcript as partial. NCBI's taxonomy places the organism in Eukaryota, Metazoa, Mollusca, Bivalvia, Ostreida, Ostreidae. Gene Ontology annotation, biological process: protein polyubiquitination; proteasome-mediated ubiquitin-dependent protein catabolic process.
UGAAGAUGAAAUAGAUCUGUAGUGUCAGUGAUGUAUAGACUGGUGUUACAGAAAUCUAUCACAGUGCCAGGUGUUAGUGAGUGUGUUCACAUUACCCACGUGACAUCAGACCGGGUCUGGAUCUGUGAUUAUAGAGGCAAUCUCAUACUGACAAACACCGCGGGUAAAAAACUACAUCAUGUGAAAGAUUUAUGUGAAUAUGGUGGUGGACUACAUACUGUGACUGGCGAGGGUUAUUUAAUUUAUAUAGACAGACACCGUAACAUCAUUAAACUGUCUAAAGAUCACAGAAUAAAGACCACAGUAAUACCCAACACAGCACCAUGGAUACCACUUAGUGUCUACAGCUCCCCCUCCACUGGAGACCUGCUGGUUGGGAUACGUAUUACUGAUACAAAGACAGCCCAGGUAAACCGUUACACUGCAGGACAACAUAUACAGACCAUACAGCACGACAACACAGGUCAGAGACUGUAUAGUAAUCCUUACUAUAUCACAGAGAACCGCAAUGGAGAUGUUAUUGUGUCUGACUCGUGGCGUAGUGCUGUAGUGGUGACAGACAGUAGAGGGAGACAUCGCUUCUCCUACACAGGUCCUCCAUCAGGAUCAGGACUAGAUCCACGUGGAAUCUGUACUGACGCGCUGUCACACAUCCUGCUGUGUGAUGUUAACACCCACACAGUACAUAUACUGGACAGUGACGGGGGACUCCUGUCACAGAUAGACAGAGAACAACACGGGAUAGACACACCACGCGGCCUGAGUUAUGAUGACAGAACUCACUGUGUCUGGAUCGGAUCACGGUACAACAACACAGUGAACAUACACAGACUUAUACCCGGGGACUCCCUUACUG